CGACAAGAUGAAUCCGUCUUCUACGCGCCAGAUUUGAGUUGUGUUUGGAAUGUCUGAACUACCCAGAAGGAGCAUAUUGUCGGAUUUCGACAUCGGAAAGCAACUUGGUCGUGGAAAGUUUGGUACUGUUUUCGUCGCCAGAACCAAAAAAUCUCAUUUGCCAUGCGCAAUAAAGGUUAUUUUCAAGAAACAAAUAGUAGCAAACAAGCUGGAGCACCAAAUGCGACGAGAGAUUGAGAUUAUGUGUCAUCUGCAGCACCCUCAUAUUCUGCAGCUGUAUACGUACUUUUAUGACCAUAAAAGGAUAUAUCUGGUGCUUGAAUAUGCAUACCUGGGUCAAAUGUAUACUGAACUUCGAAGGCUAGGGCGAUUUAGCGAGUCGCGUGCAGCUACCUAUGUAUAUCAGCUCUGUGAUGCGUUGGUGUAUUGCCAUGGCAAGAAAGUCAUUCACCGCGAUAUAAAACCUGAGAACUUACUGUUAGGUUUUCGUCAGGAACUGAAGUUGUCAGAUUUUGGAUGGUCAGUACACUCUCAAUCAUUAAGGAGAAAAACACUUUGUGGAACAGUUGAUUAUUUAUGUCCGGAAAUGAUUGCUGGGGAUUCGCAUGAUGAACGUGUCGAUCACUGGGCUGUUGGGGUUCUGUGUUAUGAGAUGCUUUGUGGCAAGCCCCCAUUUGAACAUCCUAAUGUGAAAGAUACAUAUGCCUGUAUCAAAGCCGUUAAAUAUACUUUUCCUUCUAGUAUGUCAUUGCUGGCACAGGAUUUGAUUUCCAAGAUCCUUAAACGUUAUCCUACAGAUCGAUUGUCUUUGGAAGGCAUCAUGUCUCACCCAUGGGUUCGAAGCUUCACCGGCAAAGGAAACCUUCAGCGCAUUCGACCGUCAAAUCGAAAGUAGUAUUCUUGUGUUCUUGUUUCAUUCCCCCCUAGCUUUUUUUCACAUAUCUCAAUAUAUUUCUACUUACUCCUAGUGUUUUUUGUUUGUUGAUCUAAAGAGUAAUAAAAGUGCUAAGCGAUUUAAA
This is a messenger RNA of Heterobilharzia americana, 1019 nucleotides long. Lineage: Eukaryota; Metazoa; Platyhelminthes; Trematoda; Strigeidida; Schistosomatidae. The record is from the annotation of a GenBank genome assembly.